Molecule: messenger RNA, 840 nt
Organism: Bombus pyrosoma
Lineage: Eukaryota; Metazoa; Arthropoda; Insecta; Hymenoptera; Apidae
Gene: sNPF
Product: short neuropeptide F
Exons: 4
Coding region: 165-491 (108 amino acids)
Source: RefSeq, a predicted model, not a curated record
UUUAGGUAAGCUACUCGUAUGUCCUUCCUGUGCUCGAGCAAUCCGACGUCUUGUUUAUCGACGUAUAUGAAUUCUAUGAUUGUGAUCGACGACACGUACUACUCGCUAGUGGUAGUAGCAGUGCACUUGGUGUUUGGUCGAAUUUUUCACGGAAAUUUGAUAAGAUGUCGAUCAAAUUCUAUGCAAAAUCACUCUUGCUAUUUAUUAUUGUUGGCCUUGUUGUUGGUGCUGAAAAUUACAUAGAUUAUGAAGAUGAAGUAGCAGAAAAAACGCCAGUUGAAAAUAUUCACGAGCUUUACAGAAUUCUGAUGCAACGUAGCGCUCUAGAGAAUGCCGGACUUGGCGAGACACCACUAGAACAUUUGAUGAUCCGUAAAUCUCAACGAUCGCCUUCGUUACGUUUACGUUUUGGACGUUCGGAUCCUCGUUCGUCCGUCGGAAUUCUACCAAAACCUAUAAGCGUUAUUUCAUCGAGAUUCGACAACAAGUGAACACGGAUAUGAAUAACAUUCUUCAGUUUCUCUUACCAUAUAUAUAUAUAUAUAAAAAUCGUACAGAGUGUACAACGUACAUCUAAUUAUAUUGUAACAUUACACGAUCUGCUAGAAAAUAGAAAUUAUUUUUAUUCUUCUUCUUUUAUUCUUUUUAAACACGAUGAGAAACUGAAAACAUCAUCCAUAAUUGAAAUAUUUUCCAUACUAAAUAUUAUAUUUUUGAUGGUUCGUUAUGUAAAGUUAAUUUUUGCUUUGAUUGUAAGCGGUAUAAAUAUAUAGUAGAGGGUGUAGUGUUCGAAAAGAAAAUCGACAUUUGAAAUUACUAAUAAAAGGGACACAAGAGAAA